AUGGGCGGGGCGAGGGGAGGUAGGGUGAGGGAGGGGAGGGGAGGGUAGUAGGGGCAUUUGAGGUGGGGACAUAAAUUGAGGAGGAAGAGGAGGCUUACAACACUCAUCGUCGCCUCAGGAAAAGUGAUUUGUCACUGAGUUGCUGUAUACCAACAGGUUAAUAAUAGGCAGAAGUGAACAGCGAGCACACAUAGACAGACUUGGUGGACAUCAACAGUGAUAACCGAUUCCAUACAACAGGUAUUAUCAGACUGAGGAUCUAAGGUAAGGAUUGCUAUGAUUUUUGCUAUUUGGUAUAAUGGGUUAAAAAGUUAGCUCUUGGAAAGGAUUUUAGCAUUUCCUUUAGGUUUGAUGCUUUGUAUGAAGUAUACAUUAAACCCAUAGACAGCUACAUUUAUUGGUUCCAUUGUAUGGUGAAUGAGUGGUGGCAGUACCAGUAUAUAUUUUGGAGUUAGACGUUUUUAAAACAUCCUAACAUUACACUGUUAACGUGCCUUUCUAAGUGGAAUCUUGAGAAGAAAUUACCACAACAAUUGCCAAUGAGAAACUGAUCUUUGAAACCCACUGUGAACUUUACUGUAUAUCUUAUUUUAUUUUAAUUUUAAAAAAAAUUAGGGGGUAGAUCAGCUUUAAUAUUGCAGAUAGAUUGUAACUUCCAUCAAUGUAAUUGUCUGCAUCACUUCCAAUCCCCCAUAUAUUUUUUUCGCUAAUAUAUAUGUACAUACAUACAUACAUACAUACAUACAUACAUACAUACAUACAUAUACACAUACAUAUACAUACAUAUAUAUACACAUCCUUCUUUUUUAAUAUAGUUUCCUUAAUUACUUUCCAACCCCACCACCCCUCCCCUAAUUGGAGUAAACUAGUGAACAACAACGCUUAGGCCUCUACUUCCAGCAUAUACAUACUAUAUACAUUUUAUGGACAGUCAAUUUUACAAUAGUUCUAUUUUGUCUGUUUUUACUCCUGAACUUCCUCUACCCUCAACCUCUCCGAUCAUUUUCAUGAUGUCCAUCCGGUUUGCUUCUAUAUGCCAUAUCUUUCAAACUGUGCUCUUUCACAAAAGUUCUCAACCUAUAACCUAUUUUUAUUUAUUUUUAUUUCACCUUUAUUUAACCAGGUAAGCCAGUUGAGAACAAGUUCUCAUUUACAACUGCGACCUGGCCAAGAUAAAGCAAAGCAGUGCGAUAAAAACAACACAGAGUUACAUAUGGGGUAAAACAAAACAUAAACAUGUAUAUACUUAUUAUGGACACAGUAUGUUUUACAUGAGUUAUCUUGUUGUUAUUAGUUGUUAUUAGUCCCAACCCCCAACCCCUCCCAUCUAUCUCUUAACACUUAAUAUUGGAUUUCUAUUUGCCAUAUAUUUUUUAACUGGACUGUGAUGUUUCACAAAAGUUCUGAACCGUUCUAUUCUCAUUGUUACUACAGAUUGUAAAUUUAAAAAAUAAACAUUUUUGCUAAAAGUAUUAUUAUAUUAUUGAUCAAUUGAUCACCCAGUAGUGCUAUCUGCAUUCCUGGACCUGUGACCAAAAACAAGCUACAAAUGGACAGUACCAAAAUAAAUUAUCUAAUGAUUCUGUCUCUUCGCAGCAAAAUCUGCAGAGCUGGGAAGAUUGUAUUCCCCAUAUAAAUAACAUUCUAUUGGUAGCAAGAAUUUUGUAUAAUAAUUUAAAUUGAAAAAUUCAAGUUUUGAAUCCGGCUUCGUUUUACGUAUCAGUUCAUAAACCACUUGCCAUCGAAUCGGUACGUCAAAAAUCUCUUCCUAACUAUUUUGCAAUCUAUAUGGGACUGCUGUCAAUCCUUUGGUCCUUAAAUGAAACUGGUAUACUUUUUUAUUUAUCACAAUUUUCUUUAACCAAUGAUGGUCUAUGAACUUUACUGUAUUUGUUUGUGGAGAUUUUUUUCCCUGUGUAUAAAUAUGAUUAAUGUAUUGGAUUAAAUAUUUAUCGUGCAUAAAAUGAAGUUAUGAGCUGCACACAAAAAAACUUUAAGGCUUGUUGUUGCUUUUUGCUGUUUGCCUCUCCAAUCGUGCCUCUUCACUAAGAUUUGAAUAAUUACCCUCAUUUGCCUGGCAGAUCAGACGCCGCCGUCACACUUUUGACACCAAUGUAGCGACCAUGUAGCAGUAGGUACGGCCACAGGGGAUGUUCAACCCCCGGUUGUCUAACCCCAAGGCAAGCAGACAGACGGUUGCCUCCCACAAGGUAUCCAAUGCUACUGUUGCCCAGUGGUGUAAAGUACUUAAGUAAAAAUACUUUAAAGUACUACUUAAGUCGUUUUUAUGGGGUAUCUGUACUUUUCUGUUGAUAUUUUUGACAACUUUUACUUUUACUUCACUACAUUCCUAAAGAAAAUAAUGUACUUUUUACUCCAUACAAUUUCCCUGACACCCAAAAGUACUAGUUACAUUUUGACAGGAAAAUGGUCCAAUUCACACACUUAUCAAGACAACAUCCCUUGUCAUCCCUACUGUCUCUGAUGUGGUGGACUCACUAAACACAAAUGCUUCGCUUGUAAAUGAUGUCUGAGUGUUGGAGUGUGCCCCUGGCUAUCCGUCAAUAAAAUUUAAAAAAAGAAGGCAUUUGAAAUGGUUUAUGCUUUUACUUUUGAUACUUAAGUACAUUUUAUCAAUUACAUUUACUUUUGAUACUUAAGUAUAUUUACUUUACUUUUACUCAAGUAGUAUUUUACUGGGUGACUUUCACUUUUACUUGAGUCAUUUUCUAUUAAAGUAUGACAAUUUAGUACUUUUUCCACCACUGCUGUUGCCUAGGGUCAGGUUUACGAGACUAAGGCAAGCAUGUAGUUCCAAGUGAAUUAAUUCCCUUGAGAGCUCUAGGGUCUUCACAGUAUUCUCCCCCCUCUCUAUCACUUUCUCUCGUUCCCGAGGCAUGAAUAAUGAUCCCCCAUCCCUCCCUUUCUUUCCUUGUGAAAGGUGUGCAAGCCUGACAGGUGUCUCAUGCUCUCUUUCCCACACCCUCCCGCUCCUUACAUCUCUCCAUCCCUCUCUCUCCAGCUCCAGUGAUGGUGAGUGUGGCUAGGCUGGUGUUGAUGCUGGGGCUGCUGCUGUGUCUGGGAGCCCAGCUGUCCUCCUCCCAGCACUGGUCCCAUGGCUGGUACCCAGGAGGCAAGAGGGAACUGGACUCAUUUACCACCUCUGAGGUGGGUCACAAUACUACAAUCGCAAUGACUCAAAUAGAUAUUACAUCUGCGUAAAACACACAGUAGCCAUUUGUGUCACAAUCAUUCUAUUAUCUCUCUCUCUCAGAUUUCAGAGGAGAUUAAACUCUGUGAGGCAGGAGAAUGCAGCUACCUGAGACCACAGCGAAGGAACAUCCUUAAGAACAUUCUUGUGAGUGCAGGGGCGCCCUUACGAAAAAAAGUCAAAGUGAAGUAUAACUGCAGUUAGAGUGCAGUAUAACUGCAGUAUGCAGCAAAUACUACGUCCAAAAUAACACCAUUUUUUUACUGCAGUAAUUUUGCAGUGUAACUGCAGUUAGAGUGCAGUUAUUCUGUAUCCAAAAUACCACAGUUGACUGCAGUUACUGCACUUUUACAGCAGUUUCAAAACGGCAAGCUAUUUUUGUAAGGGCGGGAAGGCAGUAGUACAGUAAUGUAAUGAUAAUGUAUCAGGUGGCAUUCAUAUAGGCCAGGGAAUUUGAAUCCUUAUUCAAUGUGUCAGAGAGGCAUGUUUAUUGUACAUAAUGUAUUUCUAUCUGAACGUUCCAUAAUAAUAUGUUUCGUUGUCACAUACAGCGAAAUGUGUUGUUUUACAGGGUCAGCCAUAGUAGUAUGGCACCCCUGGAGCAAAUUAGGGCUAAGUGCCUUGUUCAAGGACACAUGGACAUCUUUUUCACCUUGACUGGUCGGGUAUUUGAACCAGUGACCUUUCAGUUACUGGCCCAAUGCUCCAACCGCUGGACUACCUGCCACCCUUUAAUGUUGUGCCCUACUGAAUGCCUGUGUCAAAGGAGAAUAAUAAAAGGCCAGUAGUGUGUGA
This is a messenger RNA of Coregonus sp. 'balchen', 4006 nucleotides long. The record is from the annotation of a GenBank genome assembly. NCBI's taxonomy places the organism in Eukaryota, Metazoa, Chordata, Actinopteri, Salmoniformes, Salmonidae.